This is a messenger RNA of Rangifer tarandus platyrhynchus (Svalbard reindeer), 4734 nucleotides long. Lineage: Eukaryota; Metazoa; Chordata; Mammalia; Artiodactyla; Cervidae. The record is from the annotation of a GenBank genome assembly.
AUGUGGCCAUCACAGCUACUAGUCUUCAUGAUGCUCUUAGCACCGAUAAUUCAUGGUGGCAAGCACAGUGAACGACAUCCAGCCCUCGCGUCUCCACUGCGACAUGCUGAGCGCGGCCCAGGAGGCGCUCUACCUCCAAGACACCUCCUUCAGCAGCCAGCUGCGGAGCGCGCCAGUGCCCAUCGCGGACCAGGGCCCCGUGGAGCUUCCAGAGGAGUUCGUGGUCCAGGUGCCCAUGGAGCUCAGAUCUCAGCCCAAGCUUUCAGCCGUGCCCCCAUCCCGAUGGCUGUGGUUCGCAGAGAGCUCUCCUGUGAGAGCUACCCCAUUGAGCUCCGCUGUCCGGGAACAGAUGUCAUCAUGAUUGAAAGUGCCAACUAUGGGAGGACCGAUGACAAAAUUUGUGACUCUGACCCUGCUCAGAUGGAGAAUAUACGAUGCUAUCUACCUGAUGCCUAUAAGAUUAUGUCUCAAAGGUGCAAUAACAGAACCCAAUGUGCAGUGGUCGCAGGUCCUGAUGUUUUUCCAGACCCCUGUCCGGGAACCUAUAAAUACCUUGAAGUGCAGUAUGAAUGUGUUCCUUACAAAGUGGAACAAAAAGUUUUUCUUUGUCCUGGACUACUAAAAGGAGUAUACCAGAGUGAACAUUUGUUUGAAUCCGACCACCAGUCUGGGGCAUGGUGCAAAGACCCUCUGCAGGCUUCUGACAAGAUUUAUUAUAUGCCCUGGACCCCCUACAGAACUGAUACCCUGACUGAGUACUCAUCCAAGGAUGACUUCAUUGCUGGAAGGCCAACUACCACCUACAAGCUCCCUCACAGGGUGGAUGGCACAGGAUUUGUAGUGUAUGAUGGAGCUUUGUUCUUCAAUAAAGAGCGCACCAGAAACAUAGUGAAGUUUGAUUUGCGGACUAGGAUAAAGAGUGGAGAAGCUAUCAUAGCAAAUGCCAAUUACCAUGAUACCUCCCCUUACCGCUGGGGAGGCAAAUCUGACAUAGACUUGGCAGUGGAUGAGAAUGGGCUAUGGGUAAUCUAUGCAACAGAACAAAACAAUGGUAAAAUUGUCAUUAGUCAAUUGAACCCUUACACCCUACGGAUUGAAGGGACGUGGGAUACUGCAUAUGAUAAAAGGUCAGCUUCCAAUGCAUUCAUGAUAUGUGGAAUUCUGUAUGUGGUCAAAUCUGUCUAUGAGGAUGAUGACAAUGAGGCCACAGGAAAUAAGAUUGACUACAUUUACAACACUGACCAAAGUAAGGACAGUUUGGUGGAUGUACCCUUUCCUAAUUCAUACCAGUACAUAGCAGCUGUGGAUUACAACCCCAGGGACAACCUUCUUUAUGUAUGGAAUAACUACCACGUCGUGAAAUAUUCUUUGGAUUUUGGACCUCUGGAUAGUAGAUCGGGACAGGCACAUCAUGGACAGGUAUCAUACAUCUCUCCACCAAUUCACCUUGACUCUGACCUGGAAAGACCCCCUGUUAGAGAAAUCUCUACCGCAGGACCUCUUGGCACGGGCACCACCACCACCAGUACCACCCUUCGGACCACAACCUGGAGCCCAGGCAGGAGUACCAGCCCCUCAGUGUCAGGAAGAAGAAACCGGAGUACCAGCACCCCAUCGCCAGCCGUCGAGGUGCUUAACGACAUCACCACACACCUUCCAUCAGCAUCGCCCCAAAUCCCAGCUCUGGAAGAGAGCUGUGAGGCUGUGGAAGCUCGUGAAAUCAUGUGGUUUAAGACGCGUCAAGGACAGAUGGCGAAGCAGCCGUGCCCAGCAGGAACUAUAGGAGUAUCAACUUAUCUCUGCCUGGCUCCUGAUGGAAUCUGGGACCCCCAGGGACCAGACCUUAGCAACUGUUCUUCUCCUUGGGUCAACCAUAUAACACAGAAGUUGAAAUCUGGAGAGACAGCUGCCAACAUUGCUAGAGAACUGGCUGAACAGACAAGAAAUCAUUUGAAUGCUGGAGAUAUCACUUAUUCUGUCCGGGCCAUGGAUCAGCUGGUAGGCCUCCUAGAUGUACAGCUCCGGAACUUGACUCCAGGUGGAAAAGAUAGUGCUGCCCGAAGUUUGAACAAGCUUCAGAAAAGAGAGCGCUCUUGCAGAGCCUAUGUCCAGGCAAUGGUCGAGACAGUUAACAACCUCCUCCAGCCACAAGCCUUGAAUGCCUGGAGAGACCUGACUACAAGUGAUCAACUGCGGGCAGCCACCAUGUUGCUUGACACCGUGGAGGAAAGUGCCUUUGUGCUGGCCGAUAACCUUUUGAAGACUGACAUUGUCAGGGAGAACACGGACAAUAUCCAAUUGGAAGUUGCAAGGCUGAGCACAGAAGGAAACUUGGAAGACCUGAAAUUUCCAGAAAACACCGGUCAUGGAAGCACUAUCCAGCUUUCUGCAAAUACUCUAAAACAAAAUGGCCGAAAUGGAGAGAUCAGAGUGGCCUUUGUCCUUUAUAACAACUUGGGUCCUUAUUUGUCCACGGAGAAUGCCAGCAUGAAGUUAGGAACAGAGGCCAUGUCCACCAAUCAUUCUGUUAUUGUCAAUUCUCCAGUUAUCACAGCAGCCAUAAACAAAGAGUUCAGUAAUAAGGUUUACUUGGCUGAUCCUGUGGUGUUCACUGUUAAACACAUCAAGCAAUCUGAGGAAAACUUCAAUCCUAACUGUUCAUUUUGGAGCUAUUCCAAACGCACAAUGACAGGUUACUGGUCAACCCAAGGCUGUCGGCUCCUGACAACAAAUAAGACACAUACUACAUGCUCUUGUAACCACCUAACCAAUUUUGCAGUACUGAUGGCACAUGUGGAAGUUAAGCAUGGCGAUGCUGUCCAUGACCUUCUUCUGGAUGUGAUCACCUGGGUUGGAAUUUUGCUGUCCCUUGUGUGUCUCCUGAUUUGCAUCUUCACGUUUUGCUUUUUCCGUGGGCUCCAGAGUGACCGUAACACCAUCCAUAAGAACCUCUGCAUCAGCCUUUUUGUAGCAGAACUGCUCUUCUUGAUUGGGAUCAACAGAACAGAUCAACCAAUUGCCUGUGCAGUUUUUGCUGCCCUAUUACAUUUCUUCUUCUUGGCUGCCUUCACCUGGAUGUUCCUGGAGGGAGUGCAGCUCUAUAUCAUGCUGGUGGAGGUGUUUGAGAGCGAACAUUCACGAAGGAAAUACUUCUACCUGGUCGGCUAUGGGAUGCCUGCCCUCAUUGUGGCUGUGUCAGCUGCUGUAGACUAUAGGAGUUAUGGAACUGACAAAGUAUGUUGGCUCCGACUUGAUACCUACUUCAUUUGGAGUUUUAUAGGACCAGCGACCUUGAUAAUUAUGCUUAAUGUAAUCUUCCUUGGGAUUGCUUUAUAUAAAAUGUUUCAUCACACUGCCAUUCUGAAACCUGAAUCUGGCUGUCUUGAUAAUAUCAAGUCAUGGGUUAUAGGUGCAAUAGCUCUUCUCUGCCUAUUAGGAUUGACCUGGGCCUUUGGACUCAUGUAUAUUAAUGAAAGCACAGUCAUCAUGGCGUAUCUCUUCACCAUUUUCAAUUCUUUACAGGGAAUGUUUAUAUUCAUUUUCCAUUGUGUCCUACAAAAGAAGGUACGAAAAGAGUACGGGAAAUGCCUGCGAACGCAUUGCUGUAGUGGAAAAAGUACAGAGAGCUCCAUCGGCUCAGGGAAAACAUCUGGUUCUCGAACUCCUGGGCGCUACUCCACAGGCUCACAGAGCCGAAUUCGUAGAAUGUGGAAUGAUACGGUCCGAAAGCAGUCAGAGUCUUCCUUCAUUACUGGAGAUAUAAAUAGUUCAGCAUCACUCAACAGAGGAGCCAUGGCUAAUCAUCUUAUAAGCAAUGCUCUGCUUCGUCCGCAUGGUACUAACAAUCCCUAUAAUACAUUGCUGGGGGAACCGGCGGUCUGUAACAACCCUUCUGUCAGCAUGUACAACGCACAAGAGCCCUACAGAGAGACAAAGGGGCUCCUGAACAAUGCCAGGGAUACAAGUGUCAUGGAUACUCUACCACUGAAUGGUAACCAUGGCAACAGUUACAGCAUUGCCAGUGGCGAAUACCUGAGCAACUGUGUGCAAAUCAUAGACCGUGGCUAUAACCACAACGAGACCGCCCUAGAGAAAAAGAUUCUGAAGGAACUCACUUCCAACUACAUCCCAUCUUACCUGAAUAACCAUGAGCGCUCCAGCGAACAGAACAGGAAUCUGAUGAACAAGCUGGUGAACAACCUGGGCAGUGGGAGUGAAGAUGAUGCCAUUGUCCUGGAUGACGCCACCUCCUUUAACCAUGAGGAGAGUCUGGGCCUGGAAUUGAUUCAUGAGGAAUCGGAUGCUCCUUUGCUGCCCCCAAGAGUCUACUCCACGGAGAACCAUCAGCUCCACCAUUACACCCGGAGGCGGAUCCCCCAAGAUCACAGUGAGAGCUUUUUCCCUUUGUUAACCAAUGAGCACACGGAAGAUCUGCAGUCACCCCACAGGGACUCUCUCUACACCAGCAUGCCAGCGCUGGCUGGCGUGCCCCCUGCAGACAGCGUUACCACCAGCACCCAGACCGAACCCCCGCCGGCCAAAUGUGGUGAUGCCGAAGACGUUUACUACAAAAGCAUGCCAAACCUCGGCUCCAGAAACCACGUCCAUCAGCUGCACACCUACUACCAGCUAGGUCGCGGCAGCAGUGAUGGGUUCAUAGUUCCUCCAAACAAAGAUGGGACCCCUCCAGAGGGAAGUUCAAAAGGACCAGCUCAUUUGGUCACUAGCCUAUAG